Labrus bergylta (ballan wrasse) is the source of this 4512-nucleotide messenger RNA. RefSeq names its product branched chain ketoacid dehydrogenase kinase (gene bckdk). Gene Ontology annotation, biological process: regulation of glucose metabolic process; protein phosphorylation. Lineage: Eukaryota; Metazoa; Chordata; Actinopteri; Labriformes; Labridae. Gene Ontology annotation, cellular component: mitochondrion. The record is from RefSeq and is a predicted model, not a curated record. Gene Ontology annotation, molecular function: pyruvate dehydrogenase (acetyl-transferring) kinase activity.
CCCGGUACCCUCUCUCCACUGUACUCAGAUACGUGCCUUUGUGCCCAUUACGAAGCGACCCCAAUGGCCUCGUAGCAAACCCCCCUUCAAUUCAGAUUUGGUACGGGGAACAGGUCAGCCCAGAGCUCGUCUCGAAAUGCGUCCGGGACUGGCGAGUAUAGCGGCGGAGAUGCUGAGCGGGGCUACCGGCGUGGCCAGGCCGAGGCUCGGCAGCCUCCCGGUCCCCCUCACCAAAACACCGCCGCCGAUGUCAAGCACGGGGAGCCACAGAUUUCGGUCCACGUCGUCGCUGCAGGGGUUUUCGGAGAUGGCCAGAGAGCGGUCAAAGACUGUCACGUCGUUUUACAACCAGUCGGCUAUCGACGUUUCCGCGGAAAAGGCCUCAGUGCGACUGACCUUAGCAACCCUGCUGUAUUCUGGGAAGUCUCCGGAUGGACACCACAUCUUGAGCAGUGCCAAGUACCUACACAAGGAGCUGCCUGUAAGAAUCGCCCACCGCAUCAAGGGUUUCCGUAGUUUACCCUUCAUCAUUGGUUGCAACCCGACCAUUCUGCAAGUGCACGAGUUGUACAUCAGAGCCUACCACAUGCUCAGCGACUUUCCCCCGAUCAAGGAUCAGGACGAGGAGGCUCGCUUCUGUAAGCUGGUGCAGCAGCUUCUGGAUGACCACAAAGACGUGGUCACCAUGCUGGCCCAGGGCUUCAGGGAGUGCCGCAGACACGCCCAGGAUGAGACGAUCCUCCGAAGCUUCCUGGAUACGACGCUGUGCUCUCGUCUGGGGAUCCGCAUGUUGGCCACGCACCACCUCGCCCUCCAUGAAGACAAUCCUGACUUUGUCGGGAUGAUAUGCAGACGUCUGUCUCCUAAAAAAAUCAUCGAGAAGUGGGUGGACUUUGCGAGGCGUCUGUGUGAACACCAGUACGGUAACUCGCCCAGGGUGAGGAUCAACGGACACGUAGCAGCUCGUUUCCCCUUCAUCCCUCUGCCGCUGGAUUACAUCCUGCCCGAGCUGCUCAAGAACGCCAUGAGGGCCACAAUGGAAAGCCAUCUGGACACCCCCUACAAUGUGCCCGAUGUGAUCGUCACCAUUGCAAAUAACGACAUUGAUUUUGUCAUUAGGAUUUCAGACCGUGGUGGCGGCAUCCCUCACAAUAUUAUAGACAAGGUGAUGGACUAUCACUACAGCACGGCUGAGGAGAGCGCACAGGACCCCCGCAUGAGCAACCUCUUCAACAACAUUACCAACAGUGGAAACCAGUCCAGCCCCAUGCACGGGUUCGGUUUCGGUUUGCCCACAUCCCGGGCGUACGCCGAGUACCUGGGCGGCUCUCUGUCCGUACAGUCAAUGCAGGGCAUCGGCACAGACGUCUACCUGCGUCUACGCCACAUCGACGGGAAAGGAGAGAGCUUCAGAGUCUAACUCCUGUCAUCCUCAUAGAAUCCUAACCCAGGAACCAGGCCAUACGGGAGUACAGAGAGGGUUCGUAACCAGACAGGCUGGCCUACAUGGACUACAGGACUUCGGUCCACAAAGUGAUAGCCUACACAGUAUGUUGUCAGAACGCUCCUAAAUUCACCUAUCCACUACUUUUUCUUUCUUUGUUUUUUUUUCUUUUGCCUUAGACUGAUUAUAAGCUAUGUUAGCUCUCUAGUUGAUGAUUUGGAUUGUUUCCCUUUUUUUUUGUUUUUUUUGUUUUGUUUUCUACCCUGUGGCAUGUCGUUUCACAAUUUGGGUGUAUGAACUUUUGAAUGUUUAGGUUAUCGGGACAAACUGUGCAUGAUAGUUGGCAUCUAUGUUACUGUGGGAGGAAGGAAAGUGAAGAAGAAAAAAAAAAAAGAAGAGAGAGCUUCAGUUUUAAAGAAGUUCACUUUCAAGUUACUUGUUGUAUAGCCUCAAAAAAACAAAGUAGGGAAAGACGUGAAUAUAAAAAGUUUCAAAAGGAAACUCCUGAGACACUCCAGCAAAGAUCUGUCGAAAUCUCCUCAAAGUGCACAAAGCUGCUCAUGUUGAUCAUUCAUUUCAUAUAGUUAGAAUACCAUAUCUUUUUACUUUUUAUCGUAGUUUCAGGUUUACAAGGGAGGAUGGCUCUGUGCUUUUAUCCCUUGAAACCCCUUUUAUGAGAUCCUCCGAACAAAGCCUUCUCUGAGUCAGGGUGUGACUGAAUACGCAGAUGAAGAACUGCCAAAACACCAAAAGCUCAUUAACCGAUUUAAACACUCGCAGUGAUGGACGUCUGUCUUCAUCUCUGUUUGUUUUUUUGUGUGUGUGCAUCUUUCAGGCAGGGUAGCCAGCCGAGACGUUCAGUUGCCUUACUGUAUCUUUCAACUGCAUGCUUAACUUUGUCUUCUUUUCUGUUGCCUUCAUGUCGACCCACCAUGUCGGUCACUCUCAUUAGGUUGAUGUCACAUGUUUUUGCACAACGAGUAGAUUUCCCCGUUAAUGAUGUAGUGCUCAGCUUGCACCGAUCAUAGUAGCUUUUGACUUUACUGUAACAAUAUACCACAGAAGUAUUGUCUCAUGUUGUCUGCUUUUCUUUUUUUUUUUCUUUCUCCUGUUUUAUCUGAAUUUAGUUUUAUUUUGUAGAAAGUGUGUCACUGUGUGUUUUAUUUUGAUGUGUUUUUGGAAAAAAAAAGGUUUUGUAUAAAAUAACAUUUCAGGAUGGGUCAACAACUCGCUUUGUGCACUGUUGACUUCAGAAGUUCAGAUGAGCUGAGGAUGCUGGUCCUUUUUUUUAGUACGUUUUCUUUGGAUCACAACUUGAUUAUGUCAUUUACUUAAGACUACAAAAGCUUUCUCUUAUUAAAUGAAUAUUCAACAUCGGUAUCGGCCCUGUUGGCAGAGGUGACACACGUUCAUGUGCAGGUACUUUCCAGUUUAGCGAUCAUCUUGUCUUCAUUAUGUAUCUUUUCCACAAGGGUUUGAUAACUGCCUUUAAGCAAUCAGUGCAUUAAAAUUGUGUCUAUCUUUCUCGACACAAAGAUCUCAGAAAGAUAUCGCUAUGGGAUUUUUUCUUCCCAAUGUCGAUAUUGGCCCCAAAAAUCCCAUAUCAGUCGGGCCCUAGAUUAAACUGUUUCCCUCGCACAGAAAAUGACAAAAUAUUCAAGUUGUUAUCUCAAAAUAACGUGCAGGAAACGAUCAGCAACACUCCAGCCUCUCUGAGUUUUUUAAGUAGAAUAAUAUGGGUCAAAAACAGAACUGAUGUCAUGACGUUUAUUCAAGAUCCGCCCCACUCCUUCGAGCACUCCUCACGUUUAGUUGAACAUUCCCCAGCGAGCGUCGGUCCUCAAGCAUCGUCUGUCGGCAGCAUUCGGUUUGUUUUUCUGAGUUUAUACUGUUUUACUUUUAGCAGGCAGGGCUUUGGGAUCUCAUGAUGAAAUUACCAGGAUGAACUUUUGUAACCCUUCAGAAGUUAAUUUUUAAGCCUUAACUUUUUGGCUCAGAGACGUAACCUGUUGAUUAUUAGUGAAUUGAAUGAUUGGCCUCUAGUAACACAGAAACUACCUUAGAGGAAUAUUAGACCUAUAGGAGGAAUAUUAGACCUAUAGGAGGAAUAUUAGACCUAUUUUUUGUUGGGAAUAAUACAUAAUUACAUUUUGUAUAAUGUUUAAUAUCUUACAAAUGAAGUAAAGGGUUUGCUUACAAACUAAAAUUAUCCCAAACAUUUAUUCUUGCACCACUGAGUUUACAAACAAAUGUUCUUAUCCGUUUGAGAAUUGAGUUUGUGAGACUCUGCCAACCAAUUAUUUCAACUUGUUAAGAUGUAUAAACAUGGUAUGAUUUGAUUUGUCAUAUUUAUAUUGUACAUUUUUAUGAAACAAACUUUAACUGGUUUAAUCGACAGUUUCCAGAAUGAUGACAAACAGCCUGUGAUAUCUCUACCUGUGUUCUUUCUGAAGCGUGUAUAUGAAUGAAUGUUUGUUGUGGCUUUGAAGGUGUUCAACAUGUAGUAUAUAUGUAGCUUGUGCAUGUGAAACAGGGGACGGGAUGGGACUGGGGGGGGGGGAUUAACAUCACAUUACUGCCUCAUGCUUGUAAACAAUGUUCUAAUGCUUGUGUCCCUUUAGAGACACAUUAACGUUUAGAUUACAUUUUCAAAAUGUUACAGGAAAUGCUGGUAGAUGUUGGAUUUGCAGUCAGGCCGGGGCAUUUUAAGAUGCAUGACAUGUAUAGACUGCCCCCUGCAGGGCUGAAAAGGACAGUGCAGGCAUACUGAACUGUUUUUGCUCUUUGUGGGGAUGAAGAAUCGUCAUUACAGUUUUCUGGACAGGAUGUUCAACUUCAGUUUCUGAAUUUUCUUUUUUCCCAGUUUCUUUUAUUUUGUAACAUAAGCAAAAAGCGGAUCAACAAAACACAUUUCAAAAAUCUCCAGUGAAAGCCAAAAGCUGGAGUCGUGUUACUGACUAAAUGUGCUGCCAUGGAGUGUUGUGUCUUUUUAUUAGUUUCUCCCUCCUGUUUUCUGUCGUCUUCACGACUCUGUAAAAACAUUAAAUUUUACUUGGUUGGAUCUCCCA